Molecule: messenger RNA, 1080 nt
Organism: Onychostoma macrolepis
Lineage: Eukaryota; Metazoa; Chordata; Actinopteri; Cypriniformes; Cyprinidae
Gene: pou1f1
Product: POU class 1 homeobox 1
Exons: 7
Coding region: 1-1080 (359 amino acids)
Biological process (GO): regulation of transcription by RNA polymerase II
Molecular function (GO): DNA-binding transcription factor activity, RNA polymerase II-specific; RNA polymerase II cis-regulatory region sequence-specific DNA binding
Source: RefSeq, a predicted model, not a curated record
AUGACCUGCCAGGCCUUCAGCACCAGCGAUUCCUUCACUACUCUGAGCGGAGACUCGGCUGCUCUGCCACUGCUCAUGCAUCACACCGGUGCCGCAGACUGUCUGCCCGUCACCAGCCACACCGCCAACAUGGUGCCUUCAGUGUUAUUCCCCUCAGGUCUGCCACUGGUCCAGUCGUCCAAACGCUCUCAUAUGCACCUGUCCACUUCUGCUUUGGGCAAUGCGUCAGCCAGCCUGCACUACCCAAUGCCCCCAUGUCACUAUAGCAACCAGCAGACCACCUAUGGCAUGAUGGCAGCACAGGAAAUGCUCUCUGCCAGCAUCUCCCAGACCCGCAUCCUGCAGACCUGCAGCGUGCCUCAUGCCAACAUGGUCAAUGGAGCCAACUCGCUGCAAGGAGCUCUGGCUCCACGCUUCUAUAAGUUCCCAGAGCACAGUUUGGGUGGGGGCUCCUGUGCUUUGACCCACAGUUUACCACCGCUACCCCAGGCCCUGCUCUCGGACGAGCCCACCCUAGGUGACAUCAAGCAGGAGCUGCGCAGGAAAAGCCGGCCCCUGGAAGAGCCCCCCGACAUGGACUCACCUCAGAUCCGUGAACUGGAGAAGUUUGCUAAUGACUUCAAACUGAGGAGGAUCAAACUAGGUUACACACAGACCAAUGUGGGUGAAGCCCUGGCGGCUGUGCACGGCUCUGAAUUCAGCCAAACCACCAUCUGCCGUUUCGAGAACUUGCAGCUCAGCUUCAAAAACGCCUGCAAGCUCAAAUCCAUCCUGGCAAAGUGGCUGGAGGAGGCUGAGCAAGCCGGUGCUCUUUUUAAUGAGAAGAUGGGCAUGCAUGAGCGUAAACGCAAACGGAGAACAACUAUCAGUCUUGGGGCUAAGGAAGCCUUAGAAAGUAAUUUUGUGGAGAAGAGUAAGCCGUCAUCUCAGGAGAUUGUGCGGAUGGCGGAGGGUCUCCAUCUGGAGAAGGAGGUGGUGCGUGUUUGGUUCUGUAACCGCCGGCAGAGGGAGAAGAGGGUCAAAACCAGCCUACACCACAGCUCCUUCAUGGCCAAAGAGAUCGUGGCCUGUAGACCUUGA